This is a messenger RNA of Solanum tuberosum (potato), 562 nucleotides long. RefSeq names its product bax inhibitor 1-like. Gene Ontology annotation, cellular component: membrane. Lineage: Eukaryota; Viridiplantae; Streptophyta; Magnoliopsida; Solanales; Solanaceae. The coding region runs from base 86 to 562 and encodes 158 amino acids. The record is from RefSeq and is a predicted model, not a curated record. The transcript has 4 exons.
UGUAUAACGAACUAUAAACACAACUCACGUUCUUCAUUCUUCUUCAUCAAAUUUCCGAUUCCUUUUUCCCUCUGAAGCAAAAAACAUGAAGUUCUCAGAUAUGAAACUCCAGGCCAUGAAUGCUGUGAGAGCUUACUUCGUAAGGAAUUGGACAAUAGAAGACCUGAUGAAUAAUGGAGAAAUUCCCCAGCAUGCUUACACAAGCUUGAAGAGGGUAUAUCUUACUCUCUUCUUUGCCAUGUGGAGCUUUACUUUUGGAUCCUUCUUGCACUGGACCCGGGGAGCGGGAGGACUGUUCACAGUCCUUUCUUCUGUAGCAAGUUUACUCUGUCUUUACUUUAUAUCACCAUUAAGAGUGAGGACGAGGGUCUUACUCUUGAUGAUUGCUGCCUUUUCCAUCGGUGCUUCUAUUGGCAUUUUUAUCAAAUAUUUCUUUGAUAUAGAUCAUGAAAUGACUACCUACUCUGGACUUUUGAGAACAAAGGCAUUGGAAGAGUGCUCUUUCAAUUUCUACAUCUUAAUGAAUUCAAUAGCAGUUACUUUGCUCCUUCUGUAUGUGUAG